AUGUCUGACUCGUCAAAACCGUCAAUCUCUCGGAAAAGCGCUUUCUCGUGCGAGGCAUGCCGCAAGCGCAAGGUAAAAUGUAAUGCCGCGACGCCGUCAUGUUCACGAUGCUCAGCGCGGGGUGAAACCUGCAUAUAUACCUUCCCGUAUAAAAACGAAACUAACCAACCCACAAGAACCCCAACGUUAUCGUACACACGAACCCUCGAAGCACGCAUCGCAAAGCUAGAGGCUGAGCUGGCAAAGUACAGGAACGAGCCGCAACGCCGCAACGGUGCGGACACGGAACAUGACCAUGGCCUGAAGGUGGAGGAGUCGGACCGGCCGUCAUCUAUCGAUUCACUCGAACAACACCAUGAAGAUGAUAAGGAAGCCGUGGAUCUACUAUCUCGAGACAUAGAGGGCCUAACGGUGGAGGAUGACGGGCGCAUCUCCUUCCAUGGGCCAACGAGCCUGUUUCAGCUGCCUAGCGGUCUAGCAGAGAUCGCAAACCCAACCAUGUCUGUGGACAACGAGUCGGAUGGCCGAAAGGAGCGUCUAAUUAACAACGCAUGGAGAGAGCGUGCAUUCGAGCAGUUAACUACCAUCCCAGAACCAUUCAACUAUCUACUAGAUUCUCACUGGUGUUGGAUACAGCCUUUGUUUAACUUUGUUUAUCGUCCGGCUUUCACUCGUGAUAUGAAGAUGAACGGCCCAUACUUCUCGGAAAUCCUCCUAAACGCUAUUCUAUCUCACUCGCUUAGGUGGUGCAGGGACGAACCGAAGAUAGCUCGCAUGCUUGACGCGUAUGACGGUGGCCAACAAUUCCGCCAGAGGGCGGUAACGGGUUUGUUUGAAGCUUUGAAGGGCGGUGAUGGCCAGAUUACGGUUGUUCAGACACUGCUCUUACUCAGCGCUCAGGAGUGUGGUCGUGGAAACCGGACUCAGGCAUGGCUAUACAGCGGAAUGGCGUUUCGACUCGUAGAGGACUUGGGUAUCACCAUCGACAGCCGGAAGUACUCAGGUUCGGUACAAUUCUCGGAUGAAGACGUCGAGAUUAGAAAUCGACUUUUCUGGAGCUGUUACUUUUGGGACAAAUUGGUGUCCCUAUACUUUGGCCGAUCCCCGAUCAUCCAGGAUACUCCUGUCAGCCCACCCCGGAUUUUAUUGGAUGAUACCGCCGAGAUCGAGAUAUGGACACCCCAUGGAGUGGUAUUCCCCGAGGGCAUGCAUUAUCCCCCGACACAGGCCCACUCGACGUCGUGCUUUAUGAAGAUGUGUUCGUUGGCGGAAAUCCUCAACCAAAUAAUCAUCCAUAUAUAUGAUCCUGUCCGACAGAGCACGGAGGCUCAAAUACAGGAAUGUGUGGAUAAACAGGGGGCCAAUCUUGAAAUUUGGUGGAAUGAACUUCCACAUUUCUUAAAGCUCAUUCCUAAUAACCUCCCUACAUACUGCCCACCAAGUCAUGUUGUGACUCUAAAUUGUAUAUAUCAUACGACAAAUAUUCUUCUACACCGCCCUAUGCUCUGUUCCAGGCCAUUCAGGGCCAAAAAUGCCGCCAGCAAUGCUAACCACUUGGUCCAAUGCCUUUCAUCGGCAUCCUCCAACAUAUCUCUUUAUGAUCUCUUCAGACGAACUUUUGGCGAUAGUCAUGUCGUCUUAUCCCUUGCAUAUAGCUUAUAUACCGCAGCUUCUAUCUUCAUUCUCGAAAUUCAAGCAUUGAAAUAUGCUUCUCCUUCAACGCUAGAAAAGCUUAGAUAUUGCAUCCUAGCGCUGGAACGUGUCAAGGCUGCUAAUCCAGUUAUAAAUACUGCGCUUGGAUUAAUCGAGAAAGAACUCAAGAAACUCCGCAUCAACAUAUUUGAUACACCGACGAACGCAGACCAACCAACCAUCCCUGCUUUAUCCCCUCAGACUACCACAUCAUCACCUCCCGCCUCUCUAGAUCCCUUACAUAGUCAGCACAUAUAUACUCUGCCACCCCACGGUGCGUUUAGCAUUACGCCUCCUCCAGCAGACACGCAACAGGCACAUCAGCAGCGGCGCCAGCCCCUACCAAACCAACCCCCUUUCAUGAUGGAUACGCCGCCGCUACCUGACCCGCCAGAUUUUAUUGCUCAAGAUCGAAUAUAUGACAUUGCACCUGAACUUUUUGAAGCCUUCUCAUAUACAGAACCUACUACCCCAGGUGGUGUUGGGGCAGGCUUUGACACCACGAACUGGGCCGGAACUGGGCCAACAAGUUAG
Molecule: messenger RNA, 2226 nt
Organism: Microsporum canis CBS 113480
Lineage: Eukaryota; Fungi; Ascomycota; Eurotiomycetes; Onygenales; Arthrodermataceae
Exons: 8
Coding region: 1-2226 (741 amino acids)
Biological process (GO): regulation of DNA-templated transcription; DNA-templated transcription
Molecular function (GO): zinc ion binding; DNA binding; DNA-binding transcription factor activity, RNA polymerase II-specific
Source: RefSeq, a predicted model, not a curated record